AGAGCCCGCCGCCCCGGAACUGCCCUGCGAGGAAGAGGAGGAGGAGGAGGCGCAGAGAAAGCAGGACCUGGCGGCCAGGAAGCCCGGGAAGCCUCCCUCGCCCGCUGCCCCGGACAGGAGCUGCUCUCGAGUGGAAGCGCAAGGGGCGACACCAUGCCUCCUUCAAAAGAUGUUGUGAAAAUUGCGGUCCAAAUGAUGGGAGCGAUCCCUCAGCUCAUAGAACUCAACCAGGCCAAACCAUUGUCUGCGGUUGUGAAAGAGGUGUGCGAUGUGUGGAACCUGAAUAAUUCUGAGCGUUAUGCUCUUCAGUACGUGGAUGGCCAGCAAGCAUACAUCACAGAAUCGAAUCGUGGAGAAAUCAAGAAUGGGAACAUCCUGCAACUGACUACUGCUCCAGAUCAAGAGGCAGCAAAGUUGCAUGGUGGGAUUCAAAGCAACAACUUCGAUGUAAAAUCCGACUCUCUGAAGAAGCUCGCGUCUCUCUCCCGGGAUGUUGCCUUUGCACAGGAGUUCAUUAGCAGGAAUGGUCUCAAUCAGCUUUUUCUUAUUGUGGAAGAGGAUAAAACGAUAGGAGAGAUUCUGGCCUAUGCUUUGAAGGCCUUUGUGGAGCUGAUGGAGCACGAUUUUGUGUCCUGGGAGACGCUCAGUCCAGCUUUCAUCAAAAAGAUUGUUGGUUACGUCAACAUAGUUCCAAUGGAUGCCUCCAUCCAGCAGAUAUCUCUGGCCAUUUUGGAGAACAUGGUGCCAACCAGCCAUUCCCUCUUUGAACUGGUCAAGCAACAGGUGACCCUUGAGCGACUCAUCUCCCUUCUGCAAGUAAUGAACCAGCAGCUGCAGCUAAAAGCGAUGGCACUUCUUAUCGCUCUGCUUCUUAAUGCCAGCGAGUCAGAGAGAAGGGACAUGAUGGAGUAUCUGGGGGAGAAGAACCUCAGGCAAUUUAUCCACAAGAAUAUUGUCCAUGCCUCAGAGCCAAUUGGAGAUGAGAUGGCCCAUUAUCUUUAUGUGCUGCAAUCCCUCACAUUGACCCUCUUAGAGUGCAGGAUGAGGACCCCAAUGGAUCCCUAUUCACAGGAACAAAGGGAGCUCCUACAUUCCCUGCGCCACGCAGCCUUUGUGUCUGAGAAUGAAUCUUCUGCUGGCAACUCAAACACUGAACGUCGCCAUUCCCUUUGCUCCAAGGAGUUCCGCAAGCUAGGCUUUAUGAAUAAUAGUAACCCUGCAAUGGAUCUGCACCGCAUUCCUCCUGGACUGCUCGCCCUAGACUGCAUGGUCUAUUUUUCCAGACACUUCCCCAGUGCCUACAGCAGGUUUAUUCUUGAGAAUAGCAGCCGAGAAGAUAAACAUGAGUGCCCGUUUGCCCGGAGUAGCAUCCAGCUUGCCUUCACACUCUGUGAGAUCCUUCAUGUGGGAGAGCCUUGCUCUGAGACCGCCCAGGCCUUCUACCCCAUGUUCUUUGGACAAGAACAUUUUUUUGAGGAACUGUUCUGCAUCUGCAUCCAGCUGUUAAACAAGACCUGGAAAGAGAUGCGUGCCACGCAGGAGGAUUUUGACAAGGUGAUGCAAGUAGUCCGUGAACAAAUUACCAGAACCCUGGCCUUAAGGCCCACUUCGCUGGAGCUUUUCAAAAGCCGAGUGAAUGCCCUCAACUACAGCGAGAUCCUGCGUCUCCGGCAGACAGAACGGAUGCACCAGGAGGAGAUCCUUGCAGCGCCAGUCCUGGAACUGAGAGAGCAGCUGAAACCCGAGCUCCUCAAGCUAAUCCAACAGCAGAGACUCCUGCACCUCUGCGAAGGGACGCUGUUCCGUAAGAUUAGCAGCCGGCGCAGACAGGAUAAGCUCUGGUACUGCCGCCUUUCGCCCAACCACAAAUUUCUGCAUUAUGGAGAUGUUGAAGAAGGCAUAGAAAGCCUGCCCAUUGAGAGCCUGCCUGAGAAAGUUCCUGUGACAGACAUGAAAGCGCUACUCAUUGGCCGGGAAUGUCCACACACGAAGGAGAAGAGCUCCGGGAAGCAGAACAAGGAUCUCCUGGACCUUGCCUUUUCCAUAAGCUAUGAUGUUGGGGAGUAUCUGAAUUUCAUUGCUCCCACACGGUAUGAGUUUUGCUUGUGGACUGACGGCUUGAAUGUGUUGCUGGGCCAAGAUAUGGGGAGUGAACGGACACAGAGCGACCUGGACAUCUUACUAUCUAUGGAGCUCAAGUUGCGGCUACUGGAUCUGGAGAACAUCCCCAUCCCGGAUGCCCCACCUGUCAUCCCAAAGCCCCCCAGCAACUUAAACUUUUGUUAUGAUUUCACCCACAUAGAACAGUAAGGGCUGCCUCAGCCCAGUGUCUCCUGUCAAAACAUAGGUGUCUUGAGCAAAUGGUACACUGCUUCUGCAAACCAGAUCACAAAUGUGCCAUGCGCUUCCCUCUCUCCUUUUGCCUAGCCAUGGGUUUCUGCAUUUCCAAGUUUCCUCUAAAACUUUUUGCCAUGACAUCACACCAAUGAUGAUAAAACCCUAACCUGCAAACAAUUUCAAACUCUGGUUUCAGAUCAGUUUUAAGAUUGUAGAUAGACUUUUUAAUCUAGGCAUCACAGCAGAAUAAAUUGUAGCAAACCACACUUCUCAAGAAAUGGGGAGAGGAAGAAGUGAACUAACUCAUGGCAUGUUUUCAGGUCUUCGGUUUAAGCCUUGAUAUGGGCAGUGUUUCAGUUUGUAAUUCUGAAAUCAAAAGAUUUGAUUCUUUUUUUAAAUUGUCAAAUCUGAAUGUCUGCCUAUAGGUUCAAUUUCCCCCCUUUGUAACGGUACCAUUUCAGAUAUCUCAGAAGUUUGAAUUUUCCUUUGAUUUGUUUUUCAACUGUUUGGGAACAUACGGAGAUGGAGAACAGAAUUUAACUGCGGUAUCCAUUCACUGUUUUCUACAAAGCUGUAGCUAUUACAAGCACUAGGAGGCUGCAGAUCCUGGGUUGCACUCUUUGAGACUUUAUUCCAAGACCCACAACGUGAUAGGCACACACACAGAUGCUCCAAACCGAUAGGGAAAGAUAAAUAGUUUUUGGAGUUGUCUGUAUUUCACUGUUCUUUAAGGAGGUUGUUUCAAUCAUACAGCUCACCUAUUUUAUACCAAGUAAGGGAACUUAAAAUCCCCAUAUUCAUUUGUAAACUAGACAUUUAUCAUCCCACAUGUUGUUAACCUUUGACUGAAGAGUCAGCAAGAUUUGGGGGACUGAUCUGUCCCUGUGCUUUUCCCAGGAAGAAAAUGGGCAUAUCCUCCACCCUGGUUUUUUGUCUCUAACCAUACAGCUUCUUUCCAUUUCCUUGGUUUUAUUUAGCCUGAAAUUCUGUUGAAAUAUGUUCUGCCUUUUGCUAUGUUUUGCGAAGCAGAAGCUAGCACUUUACACAACUGGCUGCUUGGGAACAGUGAGCCUCAUGGGUAUAAGGAACAGGAGAGAUAGGGAGGCAAGACACUUUAUUCAAAAAUGAUAGCAUCACUUUCAGGGAUCUUUCUUUCCACAAUCACAUGGUAUGGGGAAGUUUCUAGUGGCUCCUCUUUCAAGAAUGUUUCUCUUAGGAAGCUCUUAAAAGCAUGUGUCUUAGGGGGAAAAUCUCUGAAAACGAAUCCAACAUUUUCUAGAAAACGUUCAGGACUUGUUACAUGCCAUUUAGUAGCCGAGACUAUGUGCAUUCCCUGAAACAUUUCCUAAAUUUUAUGCCUACAGAUGUUGGAUUAUGUGGCUGUUCAAAUAAUUGCUCUUACUGACACAUUUCAUUGUGUUUUUGUCAGGCAUAGAGAAGUAGCAAGAAACUCUACUGUCAGUGAAGCUACAGCCUUGCCACUGACUACCUUGUUGGGUUCCCCAGCCUGUCAAGACUUUACCAGGCACUCCCCACAUACUUCAGUCUUACUGUCACCCACAAAAGAGCUAGAAAUAUCUCAGGACACAGACGUUUUUGCAGAUUCCCGCGAUUGAGACACUCAAGACACGUACACAGUGCCCCACUGCAGCAACUCAUAGAGCAGUCAUGCUCAGUAUUCUAGAAGGAGCCUGGGAAAAUUGAUUGUUUCUAUUGUUUUUCGUGUGAAUUCUGUAAAUAUAUCACUUUUUUAUACUCUUGGCAGUAUUUGCCUCUUUGGAAAGUCCAUUGCACUGGAUCGACCAUUUCUCUCACCUCAUGUAUCAAUCACUUUUGUCCCAUUGUACACUGACUUAAAAGGAAAGGAAACCUUCUCUCCCUCAGUUGCUUCUGUAAAGGGACUUCCCGCUCAGGUGCUUCUACUGUAACUUGUUCACUGUGGUACUGCCUUUGGGAAGGAGGCCUUAAUAAUUAAAAACAAAGCUAAAGGGAACAA
This is a messenger RNA of Anolis carolinensis (green anole), 4333 nucleotides long. It is a transcript of the gene elmo3, whose product is annotated as engulfment and cell motility 3. The coding region runs from base 154 to 2310 and encodes 718 amino acids. The transcript is spliced from 21 exons. Gene Ontology annotation, biological process: cell motility; actin filament organization. Lineage: Eukaryota; Metazoa; Chordata; Lepidosauria; Squamata; Anolidae. The record is from RefSeq and is a predicted model, not a curated record.